Molecule: messenger RNA, 618 nt
Organism: Diceros bicornis minor
Lineage: Eukaryota; Metazoa; Chordata; Mammalia; Perissodactyla; Rhinocerotidae
Product: acyl-coenzyme A synthetase ACSM5, mitochondrial-like
Exons: 4
Coding region: 1-618 (205 amino acids)
Biological process (GO): acyl-CoA metabolic process; fatty acid biosynthetic process
Cellular component (GO): mitochondrial matrix
Molecular function (GO): fatty-acyl-CoA synthase activity; fatty acid ligase activity
Source: RefSeq, a predicted model, not a curated record
AUGAGGCUGUGGCUAGGAAGCCUGGUUCUCCAGGCUCUGAGGAGUACCCGGGGAUUCUGCAGGCAGCCACCGCCUCUACCUGUCCCUCAGAAGAUUGUGGCCACCUGGGAAGCCGUCAGCCUGGGGAGGCAGCCAGUGCCUGAGUACUUCAACUUUGCCCAUGACGUGCUGGACGUGUGGAGCCAGCUGGAAAAGGCUGGGCACCGGCCCCCAAACCCUGCCUUCUGGUGGGUCAAUGGGAUGGGGGCAGAGGUCAAGUGGAGCUUUGAGGAGCUGGGAGUGCAGUCCAGGAAGGCGGCUAACGUGCUGGGGGGCAUGUGUGGCCUGCAGCCCGGGGACAGAAUGAUGCUGGUGCUCCCGCGGCUCCCGGAGUGGUGGCUGGUCAGCGUGGCUUGUAUGCGCACAGGGGUCGUCAUGGUUCCAGGCGUCACUCAGCUGACGGAGAAGGACCUCAAGUAUCGGCUGCAAGCGUCCAGGGCCAAGUCUAUCAUCACCAGCGACUCCCUGGCUCCCAGGGUGGAUGCCAUUAGCACCGACUGCCCCUCCCUCCAGACCAAGCUGCUGGUGUCAGACAGCAGUUGGCCAGGCUGGGUGAACUUCAGGGAACUUCUCCGGUAA